AUGGGCUUUUGGUCUUCACUUGUCAACUCCGCCAGCCAGGCCGUCCACUGGGUAUCCAAUAAUGCAGGAAACAUUGGCGAUGCCGCGAAAGUGGUCGCCGGUGUGAUCGGUGCUGUUGCCAUGAGUGAGGAUGAACUGGCGGCGGAAGGCAACAACAUUUUACCUACCUUCUACUCACAUAUUCUCAAAGCAGAAGUGAAGCUCUCUGAGGUAGCAAAGGAGAAAUUGGGGAGUCCCGUUACUGCGAACGAUGAGAAUGUGAAAACCGUGGAUUUGCCCGGACUCUGGCCGAGUCCUGGUGGCACUGUCGAGAAUCCAACCGUGGUUCCUGGAAUUUCCGUUGACAUCAACAAACUGCUGGUGCUGAAGAAUAUCCCAAAUAACAUCAAGUCCUCAAAUGGCCAAGUACAAGAUCUUGGAGAGUUGAUUGCCAACCAGCUUUUCGACUUCCAGCAGGCAGUCCCCCUCGACAAGGAUUCCGCUAUCUUCACCAUUCCUGUUAAUAUUCUUAAUGAAAAAACAAAGAAGCCUAUUAUCGGAGGCGGCAUGGCAGCUUAUAAAAUACCUCUUGGCAAUGCAGGAAGCUUCGACGCCUGGCACUCUCAUAUUCGCUUGCACUAUAUUUACAAUGAUACGGAUGAGAGGAAGUUCCGCGAGGAGAAGCUUGCCCUUGCCAUAAAGCCAGGCCCUACCAACCCCGAGACUGCUGGUGCCUACAAUAUUACCACGAUCUCUGCACAGUGGAACGGAUCUCGUGCGAUUGCACCUCAAAUGACUGAGGCGGUCAAGAAGGUUGUCAAGGAUUCGAAAGGCAAAGUUACUGUUCUGGGCCCUGCUGUCAUCGACGGAACCAGGUUUAAGUACCAAUUCCAGACAGCCGUCUCAGUUGGACCAGCACAGGUGGCUGCCCAGUUGUCCACUGCCCUUUCGUUCGUUUUGCCCGACCCGACCCCGGAGAAUCCCCUUCCUCGGAUGCCAACGAUUAAGGUCUCAAACGUUCAGACCUACGUUUGA
Messenger RNA from Fusarium fujikuroi IMI 58289, 1014 nucleotides. RefSeq lists its product as uncharacterized. The record is from RefSeq and is a predicted model, not a curated record. The transcript has a single exon. The coding region runs from base 1 to 1014 and encodes 337 amino acids. NCBI's taxonomy places the organism in Eukaryota, Fungi, Ascomycota, Sordariomycetes, Hypocreales, Nectriaceae.